AUGGCACUUUGGCCCCGUAACCUAACGCCCGAUCUAUCCUCUGUGGCCCUCGCGACUGACCUCGAGGCAGGCCUUCUAUCACAAGCCUCUUCCUCUUACACACCUACCACACAUGAUCGACACACACGCACACACCUCAGGUCCAUUGCACAGGCCUGCCUCAUGCACUCUGAGUGUCGAACGCUCGUAAUCUCACAAGUCGCAUAUAGGCCACGGCUUGGAUCCAGCAGACUCAGGUCACGACCUUCACUCCCUCAAAGUGUUUGGGAGGAAGAAGUCCUGACAAUCUAUCGCACCAGUCAUCAACGUUUGCGCGUUUUCGUAACGAAUCGCCGGUGCAAAGCCCCAAACCUCGGGGCUCCGACACCCAAAAGGCUCUCAUUCUGUUGCAGCGUGAUGAAUUUAACAGAACCACCACCUCUUCGUUCAUUGCCACUGCAUCUGCUUCUGUGUCAUCUUCAUGUCGAUUGGACCUGCAUGUAA
Molecule: messenger RNA, 483 nt
Organism: Protopolystoma xenopodis
Lineage: Eukaryota; Metazoa; Platyhelminthes; Monogenea; Polystomatidea; Polystomatidae
Source: the annotation of a GenBank genome assembly